AUGGAACACAUAACGACAGUUCAUGAAACUCCUCCUGACUUUCAGUGUCAAAUUUGGUAAGAAAUGAGAGUUGAGUUGUGUCAAAGAUAAUUGUCAAACCCCACAAUUGAAAAUAUAUUUCUAUUUUAUGUUUGCAGUCACCAACUCAUGAUUUUCCCCGCGAUUAUUCCAGAAUGUGGCCAUACUUACUGCAAAGAUUGCCUAGUACGAGUACAAAAUCAAGGGGCUGCAAAACACUGCCCAAGUUGUCGUACGCCAAUAUCUAGCGAACUGAAAACCAACUUCACCGUCAAGAAGCUCGUGGAGAAUUUAGAAGCAAAAUGUGACCUCUGUCAAUUGGAAGGUAAAAUUGAACAACUCGCGAAUCAUAAAUGCCCGGAGGAGGAGAUUAAAUGUGAAAACGGUCAAUGCAGUACCAAAGUGAAGAGAAAAGACCAGGAAAGACACGAGGAAGAAUGCAUUUUCAAAGUGGUGUUCUGCGAGAGGUGUCAUCGAAGCACCACAGUGGCAAACUUAGAAAUCCACCGCGAGGAGACAUGUCCGGAAGGUGAAACUAACUGUCCACUUAAGUGUACGAAGCGUCCAAAAAGGUAUGUUUGAUCUUACAAAUCUCAACAGUAUCACAUUGAGUUUCAUUCGUUAAUAAGGCAGCCAGUAGUCUCGCCACGUGGUGAGUUCGCCCCAACUAGUUUGAACCAGAAGAAAUCGUGCUCAAUCAUAGAAGCUCCAUGAUAACCGGAAUUAGCCUCGGAAAAUUUUUAGAACUAAAUCCACGAUCCAUGAGCCAUUAUGAUUUUAUUAUGAGACCCCGUACUCUCUUUGUACCAAAGCUUGUUUCGAGGUAAACUGUGAUUCAACUGAAGCACUUGACAUACUUUGCCAACCCUUUUGUGCCGUGGGGUGUGGUAGUGUUCAGUUUUUUUUAAAAAGGCUAAAAUUGACCCAUUUUGACUUACUUUUACGUCACUCUUUGAUUACGAUAGCAACUUAAUAAGCAACUUGUUUACUGGCAGUUUUUGUCGCAACACCAACUGCAGUUGUGAUAAAGGCUGACGAGUCCUCAGCUUCUACGUUUGCAGGAUUAGGAUCAACUUUCGCGGCUGAGUGAAAAUGACUAGCCUCAGUUACGUUGUAAUAAGAAUGAUAUGCCUGACUUCAGGUCGAGGGCGGUGCUAUGAUCAAAACCGGGUGAUCAUAUGCAGAUCUCCUUGAAGUCUGCGGCCAAUCUUUAUAAAGCUUCAAAGUGGAAUUUUUAAGGAUAGAAAUGUCUUACGAUUGCGGUGUCAUAUCCAACUAGGACGAAAAAGUCCUGUAGAAAGCUUUACUUUCAUUAAGCUGUAAUCGGUAGCUGGUUGAGAAUAUGCGUGUUCAGUGCAAAAGGCCGCGGCAUAGUUGAAAGUACGGAACCAAGCUUUUCGCGGCGCGAUGUAGGCGAAAUGGCACUGACCUAUUCUGGACCGCAUUGAAAGUGUGCCAUGGUUACGCUCUAACGCUUUCCUUAGCUAUGACCAGUUGUAUGACUGCUGGACAUGUUUUUAAUAAAGCUAUUGACAAGAGGUCACCGAGAUAGCUAGUGCCGUAAAUUAAGCUUGAGUUGGUUCAUUAGGCCGGGUUAAAUCACUGAUAUUAUAACAAUCUAUACUCUUUCGUAGGAGAGAACUACAACUUCACCUCAGCGAGUGCCGCCAAAGGCAAAGAGAAUGCAACAUUGUGGGCUGCAAGUUCUGGGGGAACAGCCGCAGCUUAGCCGAACACAACAAGGAUGAAGCGGAGAGACACGUGUCUCUUUUACUUAUAGAGAACCGAAAACUUCAAGAAGCUCUUCUCGGUGCCGUAAGUAAAAUGUUAUACUAUGGGUGUCUCGAUAUUUAAUUGAAUAUUACAAUAUUUUUGUGUUCCAAAUAUCAUCUAACAUACUUUUUGGAGUGCUUUAAGACUCCACACACUGAAUAAAAGCUAAUAACAGACAAGCGAUUUCUCAGUUGUCCAAUCAAUUUGCUAUUAUUCCGAAAGUAACGGUCACUAGAUUCAACAGUAUCACACCCAACUGAGAUCGAUUGAUGGAACGCCAUGUAUAAAUAAAUGCUCUUAUUUUACUAAAGCAAAGUAUAAGCAUCUCGAGAAAACACUUACAUGAUUUAACUGAGCAAUAGGACCCCGCCUUGUAAUACGUUUUUUUUUUCACAGAAUAAAGACGCGUUGAAAACUCGCACUGUAGAGAGCAUCACCAGUUUUUACUGGAAUGUGAACUCUUUCAGACAAAGAACUAGGGUAAUAAUGGCAGCUACAGAUGAUGCUCCCUUGAUAAGCCCAGAGUUUCAAUGGGAUACAAGGGACUGGCGGAUGGUUUUGUACAUUCAAGCAACCGAGUGCAAGCUUUACCUACAACUGAUGCAGUCAAUGUCCCCAACAAGAAUCGCUAUACGGUAAGAAUAACUUCUAGCACACGAUAAAAAAACGAUAAGAUAAAAAAGGUCCAAGAUCAUCGUGGAAGUUACUUUGAAGAAAAUAGGCCCUUACCGUUCUAGUAAAAAUCAGAGAAACAAACCCAAAAAGGAUGUCCGUGACACAGACCUCUAGAAGCAAGAAAGUAGUGUUUCUAACACGGUGACGGACAGUAAGGAUAAUUUUGAUUCAUCUAAAAAGCAAGAAAAUAAAAUGGGAUGUUCUUUUCUUCCCAAGUCGAACAAACCCGAUAUCGAAGGUGUAUCCUGGACGUCAGCCAGAUCAGCGAAAUAAAUUUUGAUAUAUUUUUUUUCAGAUUCUUGAUAUGUGGUGAUGACGACAAGAUCUUCACUUUGGAAGACGAAGUAAUGGCUGAAGGGCAAAUGCUUGGAACAGCAGUGCCCUUCAGCCUCUUGGAAAAGAAAGUAGAAGAAACGGGAGGGUUUUUACACGUAAAAAUUUUUAUAGAGAAAAUCAACCGCACUUGUUAA
Porites evermanni is the source of this 2936-nucleotide messenger RNA. The record is from the annotation of a GenBank genome assembly. NCBI's taxonomy places the organism in Eukaryota, Metazoa, Cnidaria, Anthozoa, Scleractinia, Poritidae.